AGAAGUGCCGGCCAGUGAAGAUGAUCCUGUGGGCCGUCCUGCUGCUGUCUCACUGUCGCCUGGGUCCGAGUGGAGCUGCAGCAGAAAGCACAGGACUGGAGAGGAUAGGAACAUGCGGCACCAGGUGUUCUCAGGGUCUUCACUGCAAGGUCAGGCCAGAUUGUGAGUAUAGACACGCGUGUGGCCGCGGAAAUCGCAUCUGCACUCACGCAUGCACACGGCGCCUGAUUCGACACGAUUUGUUUCCUCCUCAGUGUCUGGCGGCCACCGACGCCCUCAACACGUCCUCCGUGUUCCACAACAUCAGCCUCUCCACGGUCAUGAGGUGUGAAGGGAGGCAGAAAUGUUCUCUCCACCUCAGAAUGGAAACCGUAUUACAGCUCGCCGAGCCCAUCCGCGGUUUGUCUAUUUGCACCGCCACUGCAGGGAUGAUGGUGAACUGCCAAAUCUUCAGCUUCACGAGGUCGUCGAGAGAGAGAAUGUCUGGAUCGCAGGUGGAAGUUGAACAUGAUUGCACUACCGUUUCUCCAAACCAACGAGUGCAAGUGAUGGUGAAAACUGUGCCGAGCUACUGUGACAUAACCUGGUCUGGCACCUACGAUGCUCCAGAUUGCAGUAGCGGAGAUUUGAGGAGACACGUCCCUGAAUGCAUCACUGGGAGGCUGUCGUACGACGUGAACCCCGAGAAGAGGGAGCUGAGCGUCAGUGUCUCCGAGAUGCUUGACGAUCACAACUACCACCUCCGCCUGUGCUACAAGGACUUCAUCUGUUCAGGCGCAGGGCCGAAUGCACUGAUAAAGAAAGAGGAACCCGUAAAGAGCGCCACCCUCCCCUACUCGCAACCUUUGCCCUGCCUCUGCAUCGAGGGAUGGUCUGCGGUGAUGGACGCCCCCAGAGUCCAGCUCUGCCCGUUCAAAGACCGGCUCGAGGAACUGUGGUUUGGAGUCGCCUUUGACCCACUGGAGGAGACGCUGUCCUGGGAGCUAGUCUGCCCAGUUCCCACUGGUGUGGCAUUGUGCCAGAAAAGAGGGGACGGCGUCUGCGUGGAUCUGCCCCAGGCCUUCCGCAACGUUACCAGUGGAAAGGUAGCCUUCACUGAAGUGGACCCACACCCUCAACUGUGCAUGAAGUUCACCGUGGGCUCUCAGUCCUGGACCCGCUGCCCCUUCGCUGAUGACCGAUUCCAAGCGUGGGAUGUGGUCGUGACGAGAGAGCGGGGUCACGAAGAGGCGAAGAUGAUGUCGAGGGUCCGCGCCACUUUUUCGGUGGGGCAGUGUGUGAAGUCGGCGGGUCCUGCUGCGUGCCACAUCACCAACACGCACACCGUGCACGCGGAGAAAAAUCGAGCUGUCAGUUUGAACCUGACUGGGGAACUAUGCAACUCCUGCGUCCAGGUGAGGCGGCUCGGCAUGAAGUACGCUGCCACAGUCGUUCACUGUGUUGAGUUAUGCAAUCAGUCCUCACCUCCCAGGUCCGUCGUCGUCCGUCAAACCUCUCGGGACAUGACCUGGGUCAUUGUGCCCGUUGGCGUUUGCCUCUCUGGCAUCAUAAUGGCCACACUGGUGCUCCACGUUCUGUUAACAGUGUAUCAGAGAAGGAAACAGAAAGAACAUGGAAAUGAAAAGCAAACGGAUCCGGCUCUUGACUGUGUGGUCCCUGCGUUACAAGCUCACCCCCACGGAGGGAUCCUCGUACCGGACUCGCCGCAGUGUGGGAACGCGGAGAAGGCCAACUUAAUCUCGCAGUAACUGGAGAGCGAAGCCGUGGUCCAAAGGCGACACGUCCAAUGUGCAGUCAUAAAACUGCAGAGGAAGCCGUGCACACUGAACAAGUUCUCUGUUGAAUGUGGUGUUCAAUUGUGGGGACAAAUAUUAAAUAUUCAAAAAGUAAUCUAUGUA
Molecule: messenger RNA, 1898 nt
Organism: Scophthalmus maximus (turbot)
Lineage: Eukaryota; Metazoa; Chordata; Actinopteri; Pleuronectiformes; Scophthalmidae
Gene: il17rel
Product: interleukin 17 receptor E-like
Exons: 18
Coding region: 21-1748 (575 amino acids)
Molecular function (GO): interleukin-17 receptor activity
Source: RefSeq, a predicted model, not a curated record